UCAACCUCUGCAGCUGAUUUUGGGAAGAAAAAAAAAUCGGCAAGAGAAACAAGGAUAUUCUGGGACUCCUGGACGCAGCAGGAUCUGUUUGUAAAUAAAGUCCAACCGGAAGUAACCGAACACAUCCGCCGGAGAACAAUGGAGCCGCCACCGCCGGGCGGAAUGGCGUCCGCCGGUCCGACGCACAAGUUCCAUCCGUGCGAUGAGGCAGUGAUAGCCACCAACGACGAUGCCAGCGAUUGCAAGCGGUGCGCGGUGCGCCUGGGCUACUGGAAGGACGACUACAUCGGGUACUUUGUACGCAACCAGGAGCGCAAGGCGCCGGAGAUCAAUCGCGGCUACUUCGCCCGCGUCAAGGGCGUCGAGAUGUGCGUCGAGAAGUUUCUAAAGAAAACCUCGGGCAACUGCCAGAUCAUUAAUUUGGGCUGCGGUUUCGACACACUCUACUUUCGGCUCAGGGACACCGCCCACCAGGUGAAGAACUUCAUCGAGCUGGACUUCCCCACUGUCACCGCCCGCAAGUGCUACACAAUCAAGCGGAACAAGGCGCUCCUGGCCAAGAUUCACGACGAGGACGGCGAGGUGCGGCUUAGUCCGACGGAUCUCCAUGGGCCCAGCUAUCAUCUGAUGGGCGUCGACCUGCGUAACCUCGACGACGUGGACAAUAAGCUGCAGCAGGCCGAAGUGGACUACUCUCUACCCACCAUUUUCCUUGCCGAGUGCGUGCUCGUCUACAUCGAAGCGCAGAAUUGCCGCAAUUUGCUGAAGUGGAUUGCGCAAAAGUUCCAGGCCGCCGUCUUCGUUAACUAUGAGCAGGUUAACAUGAACGACCGGUUCGGCGAUGUGAUGCUGAACAAUCUGCGCGGACGCGGCUGUAGUCUGGCUGGCGUGGAGUCCUGCCUGUCGCUGGACACCCAGAGAAACCGCUUUAAGGACAGCGGGUGGACUGGCGCCCGUGCCUGGGACAUGGUGCAGGUGUACGAGAGCAUCUCGGCGGCCGAGAGGCAGCGCAUCGAGCGACUGGAGAUGCUCGACGAGGGUGAACUUCUGCUGCAGCUCUUCCAGCACUACUGCCUGGUGGUCGCCUGGCUGGGUGUGGCCUUCCAGGACAUAGAUAUCACGUGCGUGCCAGUGGUUGAGGAGUUAAUGUCCUCGCUGAAUAUUGACUAGGAGCGAUCAGGGAGGGAUGAAUAACGAACCAGCCAACGUGGACACACGAUUUAUUGACUCUUUGCCUGGCUCGGCAGGCCCUGCCAAAAGAUUUUGCUUCUCAACGUGUUAACCUAAACAAAUAAUUAUACAAAACCAUCGAAAUCAAAACGUAUAUAAAUCUUUAUCCCACAACAUACCCACUCACACAUUGCUUAAUUCGUUAAUUUUUAAUUGUUCCUUAUUCAUUUCAUUUUCCUCUUGUUAUAAUUAUUUUAUAAUCGCUUUUUUUCGUCGCUCACUAAUUUAUCAUUGAAUCGUGACACAGACUAUUGAUAAGUAAUCGAUAGGCCACCCAUUUAUUCCCUAAUUCUAAUGUGCGUCAAAAGUGUAAAUGUGCUUUGAACUUAAUUAAAACGAAACAUUAAUUGGAAAACUAAUAAA
Messenger RNA from Drosophila ficusphila, 1593 nucleotides. Its product is annotated as leucine carboxyl methyltransferase 1. Gene Ontology annotation, molecular function: protein C-terminal leucine carboxyl O-methyltransferase activity. Gene Ontology annotation, biological process: C-terminal protein methylation. Gene Ontology annotation, cellular component: cytosol. Bases 139 to 1170 code for a protein of 343 amino acids. NCBI's taxonomy places the organism in Eukaryota, Metazoa, Arthropoda, Insecta, Diptera, Drosophilidae. The record is from RefSeq and is a predicted model, not a curated record. The transcript has 4 exons.